This is a messenger RNA of Cannabis sativa, 1607 nucleotides long. RefSeq lists its product as uncharacterized. The transcript is spliced from 2 exons. The record is from RefSeq and is a predicted model, not a curated record. Bases 138 to 1448 code for a protein of 436 amino acids. NCBI's taxonomy places the organism in Eukaryota, Viridiplantae, Streptophyta, Magnoliopsida, Rosales, Cannabaceae.
GUCUCCGUCUCUUGGUCGAGCUUCACCUUCAGAAAUAUCUGAACUCAAACCCUUUACUUCACCACUCUCUGCAACUAAAUAAAGCUUCAUCUUUCAAUCCAUGCUUCAAUCUUAUUGAUUCCAUUCCAAUCAAGAGAAUGAAGGAGAAUGAAGAAUUGGAAUUAGCAAAGAAGAGAUGCAUAAAUGUUAUUGAGAGAUUAAGAAGUUUGAUUUCCACCACCACCACAAAAAUCAACCCUUCUUCUCAACAAACCCUCCUCAAAUUGGCCAAAUCUGAGCUUGCCUUUCUCUCCCGUUCCUCAAACCCUAGGUGUUGUUUCAACAUUGGGCACAUUGAAGCUGUUCUCCACAUUCUCCAACAGCCAUUCAUUACUGGAGUUUCACGUGUAUGUAAGUCAAUUUCUGUAAAUGGUGAAAAAACUUGUGAUUCUGUGUAUGUAGAUGUAGUUUGUACUCUCAAUAGGAACCCAGUUUGGAUUAUUGUUUCUGAUAGGAACCCUAAUUACAUUUCCUGGGAUGAAUCCCAUUCGAGUAAAGGAUUGAAAUUUCGAAUCGAGAAACUUCUUGCUGUUGCUAGGUCUUCUGUGGCACUUAAACCUUCUUCAGUUAUUCUCUUCUUUGCUAAUGGAAUCAGUGAAGUCAUUUAUGAGAAACUCAGAUUACAAUUUGGGGCUGUUGAGUUUGGAUUGGAGUUUACUGUCUUCGAUUUCGAUUUCUUUGAGGAUUUGGAAGAAGAGUGGGUUAAUGUAUUAGCAAGAACAUACAGAGAUGCAUCCAUACUUGAAAUUAGAACAAAGGAUGAUGAUUGUGAUGAUGAUGUUUCCAAUUUGGAUUGUGCUGCUGAAAACACAUUCCAACUCGGAACUUUGGUAUCCGAAAGGGAUGAUUCUUUCUCAACACUUAUUUUCAGGAUAUGUGUCGAGAAAGAAUGUGAAUAUGUGAAUUUCGACACGACAGCUUUGAUUGCUGUUGUUUCGGGAAUCAGCAAUGGUGGUUGUGAGAAACUGUUGGGUACCCCAGAAACUGAUUUGAGAGAAAAAUAUAAGAGUAACUAUGAGUUUGUGAUUGGACAGGUAAUGUCUGAAAUUGAGAAACCAAUUCAUGUGGAACUAGGUAGUGUAAUAUCUGGAAAGAGAGGUAUGAUAUGCCAAAGUGUUUGUUCAGAGUUCAAGGAAUUAGUAUCAAUGUGUGGAGGGCCAAAUGAGAAGUUAAGAGCUGAUCACUUACUUGGAUGUCUCAAGGUUGUUGUUGAUUGUCCCUCGGAGCGUAUGAUGAGCCUCCCAACCACUAGGAAGCUUGCAAUAAAGAAUAAGGUUGUUUUCGGUACUGGUGAUUACUGGCGCGCCCCUACUUUAACUGCAAAUAUGGCAUUUGUGAGAGCAAUUUCACAAACUGGGAUGUCUCUGUUCACCAUUGGACAUAGACCGCGAGCUUUAAUUGGCGAUUAGUCAAAAGAUACACACGAUUUGUCGGAGAAGAAAAGCUUGCCUCUAAUCAGCCUAAGUCGAUUCAAAGCCACACAGGCACCAGUCACAUAGCAGUAUUGAGAAGGAGAAGCCUGGUUGGCUGUUAUGUAAGAUUAUGGUGAAAUAAGAAUGAUAUAGUCU